AUGUACGACGACUCCUGGUACAGCUUCGUGCCCGACGUGGCCAAGAAGGCCGCCUCUGCCGCGCAAGGGUCUGGCCACCGUCGCAAGGAGUCGCUGCUGCAGCAGCCCAACGGCAUCGCACAAGCGUCAGAUACCCCCGAAGCUCUCGACGAGAUCUUUGAAGAGAUCGAAGACACAAACACGCCCCCGGAGGCCACGGUUCUGCGCCGCGCCAAGUCGUAUUCCGACUUCUACCACGUCGUUCGAGCUCAUUUGGCCAAAGACGAGCAGAAGAAGAGGAGGAAGCGGAGGAAGGACAAGAAUUGGGAUGCCCUGGACGUCGCGGCGCAGGUCAAUGACCCCAGCCUGAGUCGCAGGCCAGUGCUGGACCAUUGUGACGAGCAGCUUCUCGAAGCCAGCCAGCAGGAAUACUUGCUGUACAAAGACCAAUUGACGCUGACUGAACGACACCUCGAUGCUCUCAUUGACGACACGAACGCUGCUCUAAAUCUCCUGACGACGCUCUCCGACUCGUUCCAAUCUGUGGAGGCCCAGACUUCGUCGUUCCAGUCGCAAUGCGAGGAACUGUUGUCCGAGCAGCAGAGACUCGAGAAGCUUGCGGACGAGGUCGGCACCGAUAUCCACUUCUAUCUGUAUCUGGACAACGUCACAAGACGCCUGAACGCGCCUGGUGCGGGCCGUUUGGUAGACGACGACUCGUUCGGCGAGGUCCUGAGGAACUUGGAUUCCUGCAUAAACUUCAUGUCUAAACAUACAACAUACCGUGAUGCUGAAUCUUACCUUGCGCGCUAUGAGUCUCUGCUCACCAAGGCGCUGCAUCUGCUCGAGGUUGGCUUCACGAACCGACUGGACAGCAUCUCAUCCGAGAUCGCAGGUCAAAUUGCAGCGACAAAGUCGGAAGCGACGCGGCAUGCGAUCGCCUACGGCCGCUUCCAAGAUAUGAUUCUGGACUCGUACUCGUUGAUCCCGAACAUCCACAAAGUCGUCAACAGCGUGUACGACGAAUACGGUCUUCCCAUCGCUGGUGUCGCCAAGGAGAUAUACUCCAACACCGUCAGCAACCUCUUCCAGUCGUAUCUCGCCGUCCGCGAUCGCGACUUGAAGCUCAUGAUGCAGCAUGAUGUGGACGAGUUUAAGAAGGAGAUCAAGGACCUGUCUGUGGAGACGGCGUCGAGAAACUACAUCAAGCAGACCUUCGAACGCGCCUUCAACGAGUCUAACCUGUUUGCUAAAAUCUUUGGCCUGGAUCUCCAAUGGAGCUCAGACCUCGAGUCUGCCUAUAUGGUUCUGAAGUCAAACAACAGGUCGCUCGUUAACCCGGCCAACAUUGUGCACCUGGCUACAAACCUGCAAUCCGCCCUGCAAUCCGCUGACCUCGAUACGAUCUGCAGUGUCGUCGGCUGGUUGACGAAUGAGUACCUGGUUCUCGACUACGAUGAAGAGGAGUCUCCUUUUGCUCGUCAGUGCCGAGAACUCAGUGCUAGGCUGUUGACGGAGCACCUGUGGGUAUUCACCGACAACUCCUUCGAGGCGGAGAUCACCAAGACGGUUACCAAGGCCGUGGUGAAAGACGACGCACUCACAAUCGGGCCCGUUAUUAAUGGCCUGUCUACGUCCAACGCGUACCCCACGGUGAAGCAGGCGUUGACGCUGCUGUCCAUGUACGAUCAAGCCAUGCCGAAAGAACGAAGCCAAAAGAACAGCCAAGUCGUCUUCAAGAUCGUCCGCGAAACGAUUCAAAUUCUGCAACGCGCCGAAGCACGCAUCAAGUCCAUCAAAGCUGGAACCGACGCCGAUCUCUUCAUGGUCAAGAACCUCCUCAUCAUCAAGAACGAACUUGUGUCUCUCGAGAUUGGCGACAUCCGCAGCGACGCCGCCGCCAUGCAGCACUUUGGCCAUAUCUGGGACCACCUGAGCCCUCAGAACUGGGUCGGCCUUGUCAGCAACAUCAUCAGCAUCGGCUCGCUCUGGUCACGUGGUGGCACGCAGCAACCGUCGGUCACGGCGAAGACGUUGACGGUGGAAGACAUGAGCGAGCAGCUUGAUGAGCUGCUGAGGCAGUCGAUCGUCGCCUUCACUCAGCGUUGGGGCAAGCUGAUGAACGACGCGAGAGAAAGAAAGGUGGGAGUGAAGCCGAUUGGCAAGGUCGAGAAGGAGCUGGACGAGGUGUUGCAACGGGCAUUCAGCAAUCAGCCUGAGGUCAUUGGGAAGCUCAAGGAGGCUAUCCAGAUUAAUGCGCAGGCGCAGGAGGCGGCGAAAGGGGAGAAGAAGGGUAUCAGGCGGUACUAG
Colletotrichum chrysophilum is the source of this 2289-nucleotide messenger RNA. RefSeq lists its product as uncharacterized. The record is from RefSeq and is a predicted model, not a curated record. The transcript is spliced from 5 exons. Gene Ontology annotation, biological process: Golgi organization; cytoplasm to vacuole targeting by the Cvt pathway; autophagy. Lineage: Eukaryota; Fungi; Ascomycota; Sordariomycetes; Glomerellales; Glomerellaceae. Gene Ontology annotation, cellular component: COG complex; membrane; cis-Golgi network. The coding region runs from base 1 to 2289 and encodes 762 amino acids.